This is a messenger RNA of Cuscuta campestris, 2902 nucleotides long. The record is from the annotation of a GenBank genome assembly. NCBI's taxonomy places the organism in Eukaryota, Viridiplantae, Streptophyta, Magnoliopsida, Solanales, Convolvulaceae.
AAAAAGAGGAAAAUUUGGGAAUUGGGAGAUUGUGAAGGUUGAAGCGGGAGAAUGGAGAGAGAAUUGAGAAUUUGUUCAGCAGGAGAUGAAAAAUCUAAGAAAAUUUAAAAAAAAUAUAUAAAAUUUAAAUAUAUAUGGUGGCAUGUUUGGAGGGAGGCUUGGUGCCUCUUAACCAUUUUCCAUUCCUCUAUUGCCUACAAACUAUUUUGACCUUUUGAAUUCUAAGCCUUUUCUUCUAAAACCCUAGCCGGGAUGCUUCUCCGGCGUCUUCUCUGGGAAACCCCUAAAUCUUCACCAUUUUCGCGCGCUUUGUCCACCCAAAUCUCGCUCGGCGCCACCACGCCGGCGGAGACCCCGAGCAUGUCGAAGUACGACAAGCUCAUUGACAGCGCCGGCCGGGAAGGAGACUUCGACACCGUCAAACGUCUCCUCGAGAAGCGUGGCAGAGACGGCCUUUUCAACACCUGCCGGACCUUCAAGUUCAUCUGGAAUGACAUCUCCAUGCUCGACGAUCUCCUAGCCGCCCUCGCCGGCAUCAAUCAUCGAUUCGCCCGGGAGAGCGCACACAAUUGCCUCAUCGCUCGCCUCUCGAGGCUCCGGCACACGCCACAGGCCCUGCGCGUGGCGGAGACCGCCGUGCGUAGUGGAUUCUGUUCGAGCUCCACCACGUUCCACCCUAUACUCAUAGAGCACACAAAGAGGAGGAAUUUCGAGGAGGCCUGGCGCGUAGUUGGGGCGAUGAAGGCCUUGAGUGUCCGGCCGGACAUCACAACCUACAAUUACUUGCUCACCGGAUACUGCUGCGUCGGAGAUCUGGAGAAGGCUGCCGGAAUUCUAACAAAUUUGGCGGAGGAGAAGGUGGAACCGGACGACAGGACCUAUGACGCGCUGGUUUUGGGCGCGUGCAGGGUGGGGAAAGUAGAUUCAGCACUGAAGGUUUUGAGAAGAAUGAAGGAGGAAGGGAUUGCACCGCUGUAUUCGACUCAUGCUCAUGUGAUUGGGGCAAUGGUGCGGUUGGGCUUCCACAAGCAGGCAUUUCAGUAUGUAAUGGCGUGUGCAGGGAGAGACGAGCAAUUGUACAGCGCGAAUUUUGGGGAAUUGGGGAGGAAGAUGAUUCGACGGAGGAGGUACGAAGAUGUGAAGGUGGUUUUGAAGGAGAUGAGGAAAAGGGGGCUAGAAAUGGGAGAUGAAUUGAGGGGGUUUUGUGAAUGGAAUGCCAUUGAUGAGGAUGAUGUUGAGUUUCAUUCCAGGGAUAAGGUUGCGAAUGGGGAGCGACAAUAUGGCGGACGACUACCUACAGAUGUGGCCCAAAGAUGAAUUGCCGGACAUCAAUCUCUUUGUUCCUGAGCUUGCACAAGGCACUAAUAUCUUGAUCUCCAGUCUCUUUAGCUCCUCCCCCUAUUUUAACAAACAAUGGGCUUAGAUUACACUCCUUUAAAGCUGUUUCUCUCUGCUCGUUUGGUAAGAAUUUAAAAUAUUCUCGUAUUUAUUAGGUUUUAGAGUGAGUUUUUUUAAUGAAUUUCAAAUAGUGAGUUAUAUAUGAUAGAUCAUUCUCUUUGAUCUGUUCUUAGCUCCAGAGAUGUUUUGGACUUAUAUUGAACUUGGGUACCGGAUCAACGAAUGUCUAGAGGUUCAUCGCUAAGGAUUUUCUUUUGAAAAAGCCAAUCGAACCUCUUGCUCCAGACAUUCUUCGAUCCGGCAUCUAAGUUCAAUACAAGUCCAGGACAUCUCUGAAGCAGAGGGGAACAACUUUGAAGGAUGUCAUCGAAGCCUAUUGUUAAAACAGGGGGAGCUGAAAGACCUGGGAGAUUAGUGCCUUGUGCAGCCUCAAGAACAAAGAGAUUGAUUUCCGGCAAUUCAUCUUCGGACAAAGAGAUCGAUGUCUGGCAAUUCAUCUUCGGACGAGAUCUGUAGGUAGUCGUCUGCGAUAUUAAUAAAAAAAAACAUCCUAUUACCCAUUCAGCAUUGCUUAAUAUGUUACAUAAAUUCCUCUCAACCAGUUGCAAAGCCUCUUCGGGACCGUCCUCUAGUCAAAAUCUACAGUACUAUUGAGGUUUUGAUUUUGCUAGAGAAUCCUCCUAUUUAAAACAACAGCAGGAAAAAUUGUGCGGGAACAGUUAGACGAUUAUACUGUACCCAACCUCCCACAAUCUCAUGCACGAUUAGCAACAGUGGCAGACAUGAUCUCUAAAGCUCUGGAUCUCCUACGAUCUCUUCUGUCCGAUUCGAGAGAGGUUUUCUUCUUCCGUCAAAUUCCAGAGAGAGGGAGUAACAAUGAUGACAAUGCUGACAACGACAUGCUAGGGUUUUGACCCUACCACAAUUGACAAUUAAAUCCAGAAUUCCAGACAAUAUCUAUAAACGAUGAUGCAACAUAGGGGAACCGAUUCAAUGAUAUUACGGAAGAAGGGCAUCUCAACUUCUACAGAUCUUUCCAGUGGCAAUAGUGUCAUCUUCAGUCGAAAGUGAUUCUUCAGCACCUACUCAUGGCUUCUCCUCUUUAGACCCUUCCGUUUCGAUUUUUGCUACAAUUGAAGACAUGAAGCAGUACUUGCCUAUCACCUUUUAGUGUAGCAGAUAUGGUGACACCAUUUCAUAUGGUAAGGGUUGCACUCCAUUGCAGUUGAGAGUAGAUCAUGGUCAUAAGGAGAUCACGUAGCUUCUUGUUAGCCAGGAUGCAAAUAUAAAUGAAAAAAAAUCAAUACGAGUAUUUGAUAACUCACUCCGACCUCUUAUUUAAUGCAGGUGUACAUAAUAUAUCCUCCGUACCAUGUAAACGAUUCCUUCUUUGUAUUUCUUUCCCUCGGAUUAUUUUAACGGUAGAAUCCUUCUGAUACAAAAUGUAUGAGACAUGACGAUGUUAAAACAUGAUUGCCUUGGGCAACAAAGGCUUGAUUAGAUU